Chaetomium globosum CBS 148.51 is the source of this 1014-nucleotide messenger RNA. RefSeq lists its product as uncharacterized. Gene Ontology annotation, cellular component: membrane. NCBI's taxonomy places the organism in Eukaryota, Fungi, Ascomycota, Sordariomycetes, Sordariales, Chaetomiaceae. The coding region runs from base 1 to 1014 and encodes 337 amino acids. The transcript is spliced from 3 exons. The record is from RefSeq and is a predicted model, not a curated record.
AUGGCGGGCGAACCUGCGUUUGAGGGCGGCUUCAAGCUGUACCGUUACGACCCCAACUUGGCAGCCAAUAUCGUCUUCAUUGUCCUUUUCGCCGGAGUAUCGAUAGGCCACGCCGUCCUCCUUUUCCGGAGAAGAACAUGGUCGUUCAUCCCGUUCUUGAUAGGCUGCAUUUUUGAGACGAUCGGGUACAUCGGCCGAGCCAUUUCCGCCCAGGAAAACCCCGACUACUCGUUGAACGCGUACAUCCUCCAAACCCUUCUCAUCCUACUCGGCCCAGCGCUGCUCGCCGCCUCCAUCUACAUGAUCCUCGGCCGACUGAUCCGCCUGCUCGGAGCCGAAGAAUACGCGUUAAUCAGGACGAAGUGGAUGACUAAGGUCUUCGUGACGGGGGACGUGCUGUCGUUCCUUGCGCAAGGGGCUGGCGGCGGCCUCAUGGCAGUAGCCAAGACGAAAGACGACCAAAAGCGGGGCGAGAACGUCAUCCUGGCCGGCCUGGCCAUCCAAAUCAUCUUCUUCGGCUUCUUCAUCAUCACCACGAUCCUCUUUCACCGGCGCAUCGCCGCCCACCCCACCCCGCGCUCCUACUCCGUCACGGGCCCCUGGCGUCAGCUCCUCGUCGCGCUGUACAUCAGCAGCGUGCUGGUGCUGGUGCGGUCCGUGUUCCGCAUGAUCGAGUUCGGCAUGGGCAACGACAGCGUGCUCAUGUCCAACGAGGGCUACCUUCUGGGGCUGGACGGCGCCCUCAUGCUGCUGGUGGCGGCCGUGCUGCUGUGGAGCCACCCCAGCCGGGCCCUGGCCGGGUACAAGGAGGUGCUGGCGUCGUCGGGCGGCGAGAGCGGCCGCAACACAACCGAGAGCUUUCAGAUGCUGCCGGUUCACCCUGAUGUUGCGCCGGCGGGGGUCGCGAUGCCCGGGAAAUAUGAUAGUGACUCGACGGCCGUGGUGGGGGGUCAGGGCAGUGGGUAUGAGGUGCCGGCGAGGGAAAACAGGUACUCGAGCACGUAUGGAAGGUGA